AUGGUUUUGAAGUUUAUUGAGAAAAUGGUUUUCCUCUUCAUGAUUCUGGUUGGCACUCUGGGGAACAUGUCUGUUUCUGUGAAUUAUAUGCUCAGUUGGUGGAGAAGCACUGGGAAGAAACCAAUACACCUUAUUCUUGUCCACUUGACUUUUACAAACAUCAUACUCCUUCUUGCAAAAGGAUUGCCAAAGACAGUAGCAGCUUUUGGUUUGAGAAACUUUCUAGAUGACAUAGGCUGUAAGGUCAUUGUUUAUCUGGAGAGGGUGGCCCGGGGCCUCUCCAUCUGCACCAGCAGUCUCCUCACUGUGAUCCAGGCCAUCAUCGUCAGUCCCAGAGCAUCUGGAUGGAGGAGGCUCAGGCCAAAGUCUGCAUGGCACAUCCUUCCAUUCUUGUCAUUCUUUUGGAUAUUCAAUUCUUUAAUAAGUAUACACCUAAUCCAUUUCAUCACAAGUACAGGUCUGAAUAUAUCACAUCUCAAGAAUAGCGACAACUAUUGCUAUUUCAUCCUACCAAGUCAGAAAAUAAAAUGGAUUGUUCUCCCUCUCAUGGUCCUGAGAGAUGCAGUGUUUCAGGGUGCCAUGGGAGGGGCCAGUGGCUACAUGGUAUUUCUUCUCCACAAGCANCACCAGCAUGUCCUCUACCUUCAGAACUCCAAGCUUCUCUACAGAACUCACCCUGAGCUGAGAGCUGCCCAGAGUGUCCUCCUUCUAAUGCUCUGUUUUGCUUUGUUCUACUGGACAGACUGUGCCUUUUCUCUAAUUUUAAGUAUCUCUUUAGUAGAAAAUUCCUUGAUAGUAAAUAUUCAAGAAUGUCUGACCCUUGCUUACGCAUCUUUUAGCCCCCUUGUGCUGAUUCACAGGGAUGGACUUUUGGCUGGAUGUUGUUCUGCUCAGUGA
Molecule: messenger RNA, 897 nt
Organism: Mus caroli (Ryukyu mouse)
Lineage: Eukaryota; Metazoa; Chordata; Mammalia; Rodentia; Muridae
Product: vomeronasal type-1 receptor 4-like
Biological process (GO): G protein-coupled receptor signaling pathway
Cellular component (GO): membrane
Molecular function (GO): pheromone receptor activity
Source: RefSeq, a predicted model, not a curated record